AUGACAGUCACCGUCACCAUUAUCAUUACCGUUACUAUUACCAUUACCGUUACCGUUACUAUUGCCGUCACCGUUACCGUUGUAGUAACCGUCACUGUUACCGUUACUGCUAUCAUCACCGUUACCGUCACCGUCACCGUAAUUGUUACCAUAACCGUUACUAUCAUCGUCAUCGUUACAAUUACCAUUAUUCUCACCAUGAUUGUUAUGAUUAUUGUUACUGUAACCAUAACCAUUAAAGUGACCGUUACCGUGAAAGUUAUAAUUAUCGUCACCGUAACCAUUACCGUCACCAUUACUGUAAUCGUUACCAUCACUAUUACCAUCACCAUCACCAUUUCCAUCACUAUUACCGUUACAAUUAGCAUCAUCGUUACCGUCACCUUUACCAUUACCGUUACUAUUAGCGUCACUGUUAUUGUUACUUUUACCGUUACCGUUGUUUUUAGCGUCAUCAUUGUUACCAUUAGUGUUACCAUUAUAGUGACUGUUAUCGUCACUGUUUCCAUCACCGUCACUGUUACCAUCACUGUUUCAAUCACCGUGUCUGUCACCGUCACCGUGACUGUUAUCUUUACCAUUACUAUUACCGUCACUGUUAACGUUACCAACACCGUAACCGUUACGGCAACUGUUAUUGUAAUGGUUACCAGCACCGUGACCUUAACCUUUAUCGUGACCGUUACCGUUACCAUUACUGUUACCAUCACCGUUACUGUUACUGUUACCAUCUCAGUUACUGUCACCAUUAUCGUAAUCGUUACCGAUACUAUUAUCAUCACUAUCACCAUUACCAUCAUCGUUACUAUCGUCAUUACCGUCACCGUCAUAGUUACCAUAAUCGUCAUUGUUACUAUCACCAUCACUGUUAUCGUCACUAUAAUCGUUACUAUUACCAUUACUGUUACCAUCAUCGUUAUCAUCACCAUGACCAUGACCGUUACCGUUACCUUCAUUGUCACCAUUACCGUUACCAUCAUAAUGACCAUUAUCGUCACCCUUACCGUUACUGUUACUGUCACCAUCACGAUCACCGUAACCAUUACCAUCACCUUUACCGUUAUCGUCACUGUUACCGCAACCGCCACAGUCGCCUCAUCAUCACCGUUAACAUUACCAUUACUAUCAUAG
Molecule: messenger RNA, 1131 nt
Organism: Vitis riparia (riverbank grape)
Lineage: Eukaryota; Viridiplantae; Streptophyta; Magnoliopsida; Vitales; Vitaceae
Product: mucin-3A-like
Exons: 1
Coding region: 1-1131 (376 amino acids)
Biological process (GO): G protein-coupled receptor signaling pathway
Cellular component (GO): membrane
Molecular function (GO): mating-type factor pheromone receptor activity
Source: RefSeq, a predicted model, not a curated record